AACCGAACUUGCUGAUUCCGUCCUCGCGGCCAGAGAGCAGCUCCGUGUCUGCUGCGCCGGAGUGACAUUUACUGCCGCAGAUCCGGGCGCCGGAGCAAGCGGCUCAGGGAGCGAUUGCAUAGGAGACCCUUUACGCUUCUAGUACCAGACUGAGAAGGAGAGAGAAGAACAACCAAGGGACUGGUGACAUUUAGGAGAAGAGAAGGUGUGAUUUGCGGAGCUGAGACAGGGGGGCUCUGUAAAUACCAAGUGCACGCGCUGGGCUCGGCUGGAAUUGGGAGCUCUGCUUUGCUGGAUUUUGGGUGAGACGAACGAAAUUCCUGACGUUGAUUUCCGACGCAAAUCAGACUGAAGAUCCUGGUUUUGGCGUGGAUAAAGAAUAACAUACAAACGAUAAAAAGCAAGGAUGUCAUAAGGACGAAAAGCCCCGAGUUGUUUUGACAAAAUAGCGUUUUUCUUUUUUUUUUUUACAAGCGUCAAGUACAGUUUCCAUCAACCAUAACGCAGACCAAGCGGCAUAUUUCAAAGAUGUCUGUGCCGAAUGUGCUGGCCAAGGCUCUGUACGACAACGUGGCCGAAUCGCCGGACGAGCUGUCCUUCCGCAAGGGGGACAUCAUGACGGUGCUGGAGCGCGACACCCAGGGGCUGGACGGCUGGUGGCUGUGCUCCCUGCACGGGCGGCAGGGCAUCGUGCCGGGCAACCGGCUCAAGAUCCUGGUGGGCAUGUAUGACAAGAAGCAGCCGGCCGGCAUGGGCCCAGGAGUCCAGCAGGGCACCCCCACGCAGAGCCCGCUGCCCUUUCCCCAGCAGAAUGCCUACACCAAGCCGCCCCCCUCCUCGCAGUACACCGCCAUGCACCCCGCCUACCCCAGCCAGCCUGACAGCGUCUACAUGCUGCCCCCCAACCACGCCAAAGGCCCACAGAGCCUGUACCAAGUGCCCACAGGCCCCCAGUUCCCGGCUGGCCAGGGGAAGGCUCCUGCCCUGCUCCAGAAACAAGGGACCCAGAGCAGUGGGCAGGACAUAUACCAGGUGCCCCCGUCGCUGGGGCCAUCGCAGGACAUCUACCAAGUGCCCCCCACGUCCAAGGGUUCCCCUCAGGACAUCUACCAAGUGCCCCCUUCCGCAGGCGGCCCCGGACAGGAUAUUUACCAGGUGCCCCCUUCCAUGAACCAGACUCAGGACAUCUACCAGACCCCGCCCUCCCUGGAGAAGGGGAGCUGGGAUUCCCCGAAGCCCCCAGGAAAGGUGGUUGUCCCGACAAGGGUGGGACAGGUCUACGUGUAUGAAAACCCAAAGACAGAACAGGACGAGUAUGAUGUCCCGCGCCACCUUCCACCAUCCCAGGAGAUCUACGAUGUUCCUCCAACCAGGGGCCAGUACAACCAGCAGGUGUAUGACACCCCCCCCAUGGUCGUGAAGGGUCCCCCGAGUCGAGAGGGCGUGCAGGAAAUCUACGACACCCCGCCUAUUGUGGAGAAGAGCCACGUCCACGUACAGCAAACGGUGUAUGACUUCCCGCCCUCCGUGAGCAAGGACGUUCCGGACGGGCUGAUCCGAGAGGAGACCUACGACGUCCCCCCGCACUUCGUGAAGAUGAAGAAGAGCCCUGAGAGCAAGCCCCACCAGCCCCCGGUCCAGCCCCAGCACCCCGACGACGUGUAUGACGUGCCGCCGCUGUCUGGGAAGCAGGGCGACGCCACUGCAGCCCAGGAGAUCUACGACAUCCCCCCGAGCUUGCGCAAGGAGCGCCCACAGGACGUGUACGACUUCCCCAGGGAGCACCCGGCCGGGGGCAGGCCGCUCGGGGGCGAGGACAUGGGCGACUACAUCUAUGAUGUGCCUCCCCAGGUGGUUCGGGAUGCCGCCUCCACAGAGGAGCUGACCAUCAGCUUCAAGCGGCUGUCCGCUUCCAGCACGGGCAGCACGCGCAGCAACCUCUCCACCUCCUCGCUGGACAUCAUCCCCGUCAAGGAGUCCUCGGUGACGGCCAAGCCCUCGGGCAGAGAGCUCCAGCUGGACCUGGACGUGGCCAUGGAAGUGUUGGUCAAGCUGCAGCACAGCGUGGAGAGCUCGGUGUCCAGCCUCAUGUCCUUCAUCAGCAGCAGCUGGCGCAGCCCCGAGCAGAUGGAGGCCAACCUGCAGGGCAUCCGCGCGGCCGUGGAGAGGGUGAAGAGCUCGGUGAAGGACCUGCUGGAGUUCGCCCGCGGGGCUGUGGCCAACGCUGCCCAGGCCACUGACCGCACUCUGCAGGCCAAACUCAGCAAGCAGGUCCAGAAGAUGGAGGAGGGCUACCAGGGACUGCUGAAGCACAGCCAGGCGCUGGACAACUGCAACUGGGCCCUCAGUGUGCUGGUGGCUGGCAAGACCAGCUCAGGGGACGACCUGGACCGCCUGGUCAUGUGCUCCAGGGGUGUCCCCGACGACACCAAGCAGUUGGCCUCCUUCCUCCACGGGAACGCUUCCCUACUGUUUAAAAGGACAAAGCAGCAGGCGCCGCACACCCCGCAGCUGGGGGACUCCAGGCACACCUUCUCCCAGGCCGGGCUGGAGAGCCUGGGCCAGGUUACCAAUAACAACAACAUCUCGGCCUACCAGACUGGCCUGCCUGAAAAGCCCAACAUCCAGUCCAGACCACUGCCCUCGCCACCGAAGUUCAUGGCGGAGGACACACUAGACAGUCAGUAUGAGAACACAGAGGGAGGCUGGAUGGAGGACUAUGAUUAUGUUCAUUUACAGGGGAAAGAGGAAUUUGAGAAAAACCAGAAGGAGCUGUUGGAGAAGGGGAACAUUAUCCGACAGGGUAAAGCCCAGCUGGCCCAGCAGCAGCUGAAGCAGUUCGAGCGGCUGGAGCAGGAGGUGACCCGUCCCAUCGACAACGACAUGACCAACUGGACGGCCCCCUCCCACUACCCCCCCUCGCGGAGCAAGCUGAGCCCCGGCGACCGGCAACUGCUGCUCUUCUAUGCCGAGCAGUGCGAGGCCAACAUCACCACGCUCAACAACGCCAUCGACGCCUUCUACUCCUCCAUCAACAACAACCAGCCACCCAAGAUCUUCGUGGCGCACAGCAAGUUCGUCAUCCUCAGCGCCCACAAGCUGGUCUUCAUUGGGGACACCCUGUCCAGGCAAGCCAAGGCCCUGGAGAUCCGCAACAAGGUGACACAGCACAGCAACCUGCUCUGUGACAAGCUGAAGGAGAUAGUGGUCACCACCAAGACAGCGGCGCUACAGUACCCAUCAGCCACUGCGGCCAAGGACAUGAUUGACAGGGUGCGGGACCUGGCGAACUCCACGCAGCAGUUCCGCAUGGUCCUGAGCCAGAUGGCCUCCCUGUGAGAGCCCACAGCAGGGAAAAGAAACCUAAUAUAAACACGGACUAUGAACUCUU
This is a messenger RNA of Lepisosteus oculatus (spotted gar), 3391 nucleotides long. It is a transcript of the gene bcar1, whose product is annotated as BCAR1 scaffold protein, Cas family member. Gene Ontology annotation, biological process: cell surface receptor protein tyrosine kinase signaling pathway; cell migration. Lineage: Eukaryota; Metazoa; Chordata; Actinopteri; Semionotiformes; Lepisosteidae. The record is from RefSeq and is a predicted model, not a curated record. Gene Ontology annotation, cellular component: plasma membrane; focal adhesion; cytoplasm. Gene Ontology annotation, molecular function: protein binding.